Molecule: messenger RNA, 867 nt
Organism: Aspergillus bombycis
Lineage: Eukaryota; Fungi; Ascomycota; Eurotiomycetes; Eurotiales; Aspergillaceae
Exons: 3
Coding region: 1-867 (288 amino acids)
Biological process (GO): negative regulation of DNA-templated transcription
Molecular function (GO): DNA-binding transcription factor activity
Source: RefSeq, a predicted model, not a curated record
AUGUCGGACGUGGCAGCUCUAGAGGCCGAGGUCAAGGAAUUCAAGUUACAGCUUGAAACCGUCCAAUCGAGUUUGCAGGUAGAUCCAGAUAACACGGAACUUCAGAGUCUCAAAACUGAGCUGGAAGAACUUAUUAACCUUACCGAAACCUCCAUCGCCGAGCUCAAACCUCCCGCCCCGUCCACGUCGAAAUCGGUAAAAGAGCAAGGACCCCGGGACAGCUACCCCACGUCUCAUACAGGCUAUCGAAAGCCAACAGUUGAGCAGACGGAAGAGUCCGCCCCACCGGCAUCUUUCUCUAUCAAUGAGCAUGUUCUUGCCCGUUGGACUUCGGGCGACAACUCCUUCUACCCCGCCCGCAUUACCUCCAUCACCGGUUCCUCCAGCAACCCUGUUUACCUGGUCUCCUUCAAGUCCUACGGCACUGUUGAAUCAUUAACUGCAAAAGACCUCAGGCCUAUCUCUGGCAAUGAUUCUCGUAAACGCAAGGCUGAUGGAAGCUCAGGCAAUUCCGCAUCCCAAUCCCCAGCACCUCAGCUGCCAAACUCGAGCGUGAUCUCUGCAGCUGCAGAUAUCAACCCCGCAUUGGCGAAUCAGGCGCGGAAAGAGCCAAGCAAGGUAGGCGAUGGCCCAGCGCGCCCCGCAAAGGCGCCUCGGAAGGUCAAAGCCAACCGGGAGCUUGAGGAGGGUAAGAUGAAGUGGAAGGAUUUUGCCAGUAAGGGAAAGUUGGGACGGAAAGAGAGCAUGUUCCGAACCGGAGACGGUGUCAGCGCCCGAGUGGGCUUUACGGGGUCUGGUCAAAAGAUGCGCAAAGACCCCACCAGGACGCGACACGUGUAUCAACAGGCCGAGGACGAAGGCUACUGA